Silurus meridionalis is the source of this 3750-nucleotide messenger RNA. Its product is annotated as zinc finger protein 14-like. The transcript has 9 exons. The record is from RefSeq and is a predicted model, not a curated record. Bases 167 to 3544 code for a protein of 1125 amino acids. NCBI's taxonomy places the organism in Eukaryota, Metazoa, Chordata, Actinopteri, Siluriformes, Siluridae.
GCCUGCAGGAGGCGCUGACUACAAUCUGAAACUCACUCCGGUAAACAAUACUGAAACGGAAUAAACACAGAGUGGGAAUGUAUAAUGAAAGACUUUCUAAAGUAUUUUCUCACCGCCUUAUUGCACGUUUCGGUGUCAGGAAUAAAGAUAAAUUAACAGAAUAAAGAUGCAGGCUCGGGAAGAAGGUAGUGCGUUGUUUCUGCGCUCUCUGCUUUCUCCUCUCAGACUGCUCUCUGCUGCCAUGUGGCACAUGGUCCAGCAGGAAGCAGUCCUACACUACGGCAUGCUGGAGGAGGUUGUGUCUCUCAUCACAGAUACUGUCCCUGAUCUGCUGAGCUACAGACAGAAGGCCCAGCUCACUAUGGGCCUCAGAGCAAAGCUUGUUCUAGAGUUAUGUGGAAUGGGGUCUCCAGCUGAUACAGACUCAAUCCAGGCUCAUUUACAGCGGAUCGAGACACUUGUUGCACUUCACAAGGAAAUGGAGUCAGGUGAUACCCAAGUGGAAGAAUCUGGAGCUAACUUUGUGGUGCUGAUGCAGAUUUUAAUGAAGGACCCAGCUGAGAGAAGUAUCUUCUUUAAGGAUGUGUAUCCCUCACAGUAUGGUGAGAAGUUCAAUACGGCAUUACAGAAGCUGAUGCGGUGGUUCCUGUCUAGACUAGAAAAUGCUUUCCCUCAGCCUACCAUAGAGGAGGCUGCCCAUUUGCUCAACACUACACCUACAGUCAUGGAGGAAUGUGUGCAGUCACUUUCACAACCUGAACAAAUAAAAAAUGUUCUUAAAUACCAAAGAGAAAUCAGUUUAGAGAUAAAAGAAACUACACAGUUGUGUUCCCCUUCUCCUGAUGAUUGCAUACUAAACUUUCUUGGCAGGCCUCAGUUAGUGCAAACCCCUUCGGACACCCAUUCAGAGCCGGUUAUUGAGUAUGUCCCUCCAUAUUGCCAAGAGGUCCAGGUGGAAUCAUUGGUUAUUACCCAAUACAUUCAGAAUGAACUAGAGACGAGCAUAUCCGAGGAAAAUAAUGAUGGCGUACAAUAUGAUGCGGAAGAGACCAAACAGUGUGACCCGGUAGACACUACAAAUUCUGCUGAAAGUGCUUAUGAAGAUAUCGACUCUCUCCACUUGCACACUGUAGGAAUUGCUUUGGAUGAAAGAUCAGAAAAGCAAGAUCCUGUGGAAGUUGGUGUUGUAGCCAUGGAAACUGUUGAUGGUGGAGAAUCUAAAGAAAAGAAGGAAAUGGCAAAGAAUCCAAAGGAAACAAUAGAUUUGGUUAAAUUGUACACACUUAAAGAGCCUUUUGGUAAACUAGACAAGCUUGAUCUGUGUGAUGGACAAUUUUCAAAGACUUUUAACCCUGAACCACCGAAAAGAAACCGAGGCCGGCCAAAGAAGCAUCCUCGGAAUAAAACGACAUGCAAGAAGAAGCAGGAAGAGAAAACAGUUGCUGUUCCAAGUUCAUCAGUAAACAAGCCUACAGGACUCAAAAAUGGUGUGUCCAGCAUCGUUGCUGUAUCCAAAAAGAAUACAUUAGUGAAAGGGGAAUCUGGGAAAUACGCCUGCUCUCUGUGCUCUUUCCAGGAUCCUGAGGAAAUCCAGUUGCACCACCACCUCUUUGUUCAUCAUCCAGAAGAGUACAAGAAAAUCUGUGAGGCUGAAGAUGGAAAGGACCCUCAGGAGGACAAGAGCACACCUCAUGAAAUACAGAUUAGCCCUGCAAAUAAGGUUCGGUCCUACAGAGGAGUACCAGUGUGCAAAACAUGUCCCACAUGCAAUAAAACGUUCACUCGAAGCUCAGACAUGAGAAGACAUCAGGUGUCUCAUACAGUGGACCGUCCUUUCAUAUGCUGGAAUUGUGGCAAGACCUUCAGGUACACCUUUGAUUUGAGGAGACAUCAGCAGUGUGCGCAUAAAGAUUAUGUGGUGGUGUAUCAGGAAAGGGGUGAAGCCACAGAGGAUGGUAGUGUAGAAAUCAAGGUGGACGAUUCCAGAGUUGUGCCUCAGGAUCUCCACAACUGUAGUGAGAAUGCUGAAUGUCUAAGUUCAGGAUCGGUUAUAAGUGCUGGCUCUGGAAUUCAGCCCGACUCUAUGACAUCGACUGAGAGGCCUGAUGUGAGUGAUGUAUUAGAGCCCACACAUGGUUUAAAGUCAGUUCAAGUCAACUCUCCCUCAAGACGCCAUUUGAGAUCCCCUUCAGCUAACCAUCCUCAUAAAUGUUCUCAGUGCGGCAAAGGCUUCAAGUACUCCUACAAUCUCAAAAAACACGAGGACAUUUGUGAAGGGAAACUUCAGCACGCAGGUUCCGCACAGUGCCUUUCCAAAGAGCAAGAGUCUGACACAUCUGAGCAUGGGACAAGCGUCUCUGCAGCGCCUACACUUCAAGAAAAAAUAUGUUUAAAUAAGCAGGAACAACAGGAGAGUGCUGCUCAGUUUGAAUCGUUUUUGACCUAUAGUCAGUGUGAGAAGAAAUAUAAAGACACUUGCUCUUUAAUAACGCACAAGCAGGUUUGUACUAGCACUGAGCGAUACUUCAAGUGCAUAAAAUGUGAUGCUUUGUUUAAGACAGUGCUUGAUAUCCAGAAGCACGCACACAUUCACUGGGGUGAGGACCAUCUGCAGUGUUCCCACUGUGGUAAGUACUGCUUGAGUCAGAGUGACUUAGCAAGGCAUAAGUUGGUGCACGAGCAGGAGAACAAGCAUCCCUGUACUUUGUGCUCCGAGACUCUCGAGCGGCUCGACUCGCUGAGAGAGCACUACCACAGUGUCCAUGAUUUCACAGGACCCUAUCAGUGUUCCAAGUGUGAUAAGACUCACCCAGACCUCAAGGUUAUAGUUAAACACAUAAAGACGCAUAGCGAGGAGAGGCCUUUCCAGUGUUCGCACUGUUCGAAGAGCUUCAAACAGCGCAGUGCCCUCACUGUACAUGCAAAAAUUCACUCUGGGGACAAGCCUUUCCUCUGUGAGGAGUGUGGGAAGUGCUUCAGCAGCAACAUCAGUUUGCAGAGACACUCUGUGUCCCACAAAACGGAAAGACCGUACUCUUGUCCCCAGUGCAAGAACUGCUUUAAAACAAGUUACGCUAUGCAUAGCCAUUUGUUAAAGCAUACGACAGGAGCAAGAGUUUCGUGCGAAUUCUGCGGGAAGAUGUUUUUCCGAGCAUCCGCACUGCACAGACACCAUCGGACCCACACGGGAGAGAGACCGUACGGCUGCCCGAAAUGCGGCAAGACCUUCCUGACCAAAGGCGAGGUUGCGAAACACAUGCGCUAUCAUACGGGAGAGCGGCCAUUCAGGUGCACACUCUGCUCGAAGACUUUCACACAGACCUGUUACCUGAGCGUCCACAUGCGUAUACAUACAGGAGAGCGACCCUAUACGUGCAGCAUUUGUAAUCGAGCCUUUAUUUGCAAUACACACUUAAAAAGACACACGCUCGUUCAUACGCAAGAAAGGCCGUUUAAAUGUGACUGCGGAAAGGCUUUUAAUCAGGCACAUUCUCUAAAGGUGCAUAAUAGAACUCCGUGUCAGUUACAGGAGAAAUCGAUAUAAACUCUCAAGCUUCUGAGUCUUCCAUCACAGAUACACUAAGACAUUUAAAGACCUACAACAAUACAUUUUGCAUAUUAGGUUGUUAAAUGUAUCCCUUACCUCGCCUUUUAAGUUUAGAGCAAACCCCUUCACCCAAAAUAAUGAAAUGUUGUAUUCUAUUAUACUUUCAGGUCUAUAUUGAAAUCCAAUAAAGCUUGAAUAACUCA